Varanus komodoensis (Komodo dragon) is the source of this 5498-nucleotide messenger RNA. It is a transcript of the gene P4HTM, whose product is annotated as prolyl 4-hydroxylase, transmembrane. Gene Ontology annotation, molecular function: calcium ion binding; procollagen-proline 4-dioxygenase activity; iron ion binding. The transcript has 9 exons. Bases 176 to 1639 code for a protein of 487 amino acids. Gene Ontology annotation, biological process: peptidyl-proline hydroxylation to 4-hydroxy-L-proline. NCBI's taxonomy places the organism in Eukaryota, Metazoa, Chordata, Lepidosauria, Squamata, Varanidae. Gene Ontology annotation, cellular component: endoplasmic reticulum. The record is from RefSeq and is a predicted model, not a curated record.
CCCGCCCCGAUUUUCGGGCUCUUCGUGCGUGAUGACGUAACGUCACUUGCUCGUGCGUGAUGCUAGUACGAGCAGAUUUGGGGCCGUCCUUCUCCCACCGCCGUUCGCGGUGUGGUUGCCGUGGUAACGGUCCCUCGCUUAGGGCCUGGUAGGUCCGGGCUGGGCCAGGCCUAGAAUGGCUGCUGCUGCGGGGGCAGCUGUCGCAGCGGCGACGGCGGCACAGGACGAAGACCCCCUUUUGCCUGGGCCCUCCAUCGGGCGACGGGCCGUCUGCUCCCGACCCUACUUCGUCGUGCUGAUGGUUUUCGCGCAUCUCUACGUGCUCAACGUGCUGGGCUUGCUGCUCUUCGUGCACAUCAGCUCCGAUGAUGGUGGAGAGCCGGAGCUGGGCAAAGAGGCCCCUGGUCCCGCCCAAGAUCCGCCCGCGUUACCGUUUUCUCCAGGCAGCUCUACCCCUCAUGUCCUACCUCGCCUCGAGGGCAUCAAGGUGGGCCAUAAACAGAAAGUGGAACUGCUUCCUAAUAAAAUCCAUUUCAUGAAAACUCUCAGCUUGAAACCACUUCUUUUUGAAAUUCCAGACUUCCUAAAUGAGGAUGAAUGUAAGUUAAUUAUUCAUUUGGCUCAGCUGAAAGGGCUGCAGAAAAGCCAGAUUCUGCCCACAGAAGACUAUGAGGAAGCAAUGGAAAUGAUAGACAUCAGCCAGAUGGAUAUCUUUAAUCUUCUAGACCACAACCAGGAUGGACAACUGCAGCUCAAGGAGGUGCUGACACAUACCCGUCUAGGAAAUGGUAGGUGGAUGACACCUGAGAGCAUCCGAGAGAUGUAUGCUGCAGUGAAAGCAGACCCAGAUGGCAACGGUGUGCUGAGCUUGGAAGAGUUUAAGCAACUGAACAUCCGGGACUUCCACAAAUAUAUGGGAAGCCAAAAAGUGAAGAUGAGUGACCUGGUGCGGAACAGCCAGCACACGUGGCUAUAUCAAGGUGAAGGGGCACAUCAAGUCAUGCGCUCCAUACAGCAAAGGGUGAUUCACUUAACCCGUUUGCCCCCAGAGAUUGUGGAGCACAGUGAACCCUUGCAGGUGGUACGCUAUGACCAGGGAGGGCACUACCAUGCCCACAUGGACAGUGGGCCAGUGUUUCCUGAGACCGCGUGUAGCCAUACCAAACUGAUCGCCAACGAAAGUGCUCCAUUUGAGACUUCGUGUCGCUACGUGACAGUGCUCUUCUACCUGAAUAAUGUGACAGGUGGUGGGGAGACCACUUUUCCUAUUGCUGACAACAGGACUUACGAAGAGUUGUCUCUAAUCCAGAAUGACGUUGACCUACGUGACACACGUAAACACUGUGAUAAGGGAAACCUGCGUGUCAAACCCCUGCAAGGCACUGCUGUCUUGUGGUACAAUUACCUGUCAGAUGGAGAAGGUUGGGUUGGGGAGCUAGAUGAAUAUUCCUUGCAUGGCGGUUGCUUGGUCACUGAAGGAACCAAAUGGAUUGCCAACAACUGGAUCAACGUUGAUCCCAACAAGAGGCGACAGCUCCAGUUCCAAGAGGAGAUGGCUCGAUACACAAACGGUGAGGAUGAAGACCAAAGCGAGUGGACCGUGGACAAAUCCUACAGCCACGUACAUGUAGAACUGUAGAGCUUUGAGGUGUCUCUGCAGUGGCUCGGGAGAAAACGUUUUUUUGCACUUGCCAGUUUCAGGCCUGUAACCACCCACCUUUCCCCAUAUAGAGAACACUAGCCAUGUUCCAGUCUUGCGUUGCUGACUAGGCUAGAGGAAGCAAAGACUGCAUGGUGCAUGGUCCCUACAGCAAGGGAAAAGGCAGGGGCUGGCUGUGUAGGCUAUGACUCACACUUGCAUACUUCUUGAAUGGCUAGCUUUGCUGCAAGAAGUUCUGGAUCUCUCUGAGCGAGCCCUUCCGAUAGCCUUACCUCUUCCUCAUUCUGAACCAUUUGCUGUACUGGAAUGCUGUUCCUCCUCCUCUUCUCUCCCUGGCAUUGUCGCUGCAUUCCUGGCACCAGCGGUUCUUUUCUGCCCCAAGAUCUCCACUCUCUGUGAGCAAGUAAGCUUGGGUCACAUGAAAAGUCGGCAAUGUGGAGCCCCCAGUGGCAGCUGGGUCCCACACCAGUAAUUCCAGGCGGUGUUCUGCUGCUCAUUCUAGGUGGAGUGCAAGUGUUGCUCUUUGCUCCUGCAGGCCAGGCCAGCAGGUCGCCAUUUUGCAAUGCACUCUUGUUUAUGUGUACUCAGAUGUAAGCCUCACUGAGUUCAGUGGGGCUUAUUCCCAGGUAAGUUUGUAGAGAGUUGCAAGCUUGUGUACAUAGUCUUAUAAGUGGGGUCUUGAGCAGCUGUGUGUUAAGGAAGAUGCAGGGGCUGCAGGUACUGGAAUCAUUCCAGGUGAUUUCUAAUGCUUAUCAUGGAGAAUUCUUCUCAGGGUCAGACAUGGUUCUGCAUAAGGACAUGGUUCUGAAAUACGUAUUGUGUUGACUAUCAGGGAAAAGGGAAGUGUUCGAGUGUGCAAUAGCAGCUGGCGUGCUGCACUUGCUGAGAUCUUCACUUCGGUAACUUGGUUUAUGUUUCUUCAGUGUAAGUCUUGCAUAUUUUUGCUGAAGAAAUUUUUCACUCCAUUUAGUUUUGGUUUUGGGCCAGCAGCAUAGUUGGUCUUCCUCCAUUUCCUAGCAGAUCAGUAUCUACAAUAUACACAGUUGGUUCAGACCAAAGGUGUCUGCAGAGCUAUACAUCAAGCUAGCAUGUCAAGUCACCUUAGCUAAUCUAGAAAGGCCUGGGCCUGCAGCCGGAUGGGAGACCACAUAUGGAAGCGAAGCAGGGAGUUGGAUUCAGUGGCUUUAUCAACCCCUUUCAACUCCUGUCCUGUCCUUUCCCAUUCCAUUCAGUCUGCUUCUUGCAGGGUCCAGCCAGUUGCUGCUGGGAAGCCACAAGCAGAACAUGAGAACCAAAAGGCAUUUAGUGGCAUAUUGUCUCUGGACAUGGAGGUUCCACAGAGCCAGUAGCAAUUGAUAAACCAGUCCUCACUGAAUUUGUCUAAUUCCAUUUUAAGGCUGUCUGAUCUAGUGAUCAUGUUAGGUCACAUCAUGUGAGUUCCAUAAAUCAGUUGUGUGCUGGGUCUAAAAGUGUUUUCAUCAGUCUAUUCUGAAUCUUCUGUACACCAUGCAAAAUUUUAUAUACCUCUAUCAUGUCCCUUAGUUACCUUCAAAACAAAAAUCUGAACAGUGGAGAUCUUUGCACAUAGGAAAGGUACUGCAGCCCUCUGAUAAUUUUGGUUGCCCUUUUCUAUAUUUGUUCCCUACAGUAUACAUUUUAAAAUGAGACUAACCAAAGAGGCUUUUCCCUAUAUUUGAAUUUAAAAUGUGAGCCUCCCUGCUCUCCCCCCUUAUUAACUUAAUGACCUAUUUCAUUCUAAUGGGUGUUAGUGAUAAAGGUGGAAAGUGCUUAGAAAGGAAGAUGGAGAAAAUGGCACUUCAUUGAAGUACAGAGAAGAUUCCUGUACUGCUGUUGUGCCAUGUGAGGCUCCUGGAUGUAGGCAAACUCUUGCAGCUCUGGUUUUUGUUUUUUGUUUUAACGUAGGAUUAAUUCCUUGGGGUUUUCAUUUUUGUUUUUGUGGAUCAUUUUGAAAUGAUUCCCUAUGGCAAAAUUCCCAUUUUGAGUCAGGACAAACUGCAGGUUGGGCUAAAACUGUCACUGCUGAGUAGUGAAAUACUUUUGCUUUGGCCUUGCAGUUUGAAAAAACUUUUGCCCCUUAGGAAAACCCUCCACAUUUAGUCCACAGCACAUCCAUCUAGCAGUUUACCUUUGGUUUUGAUGCCAGCACUGAAAAUUAUUUUUGGCUGCCAACUUCUGCUGAACGAAUGGAAGGUCCUCCCUGUUCCCUUUUCCAUGUGUGAUUUGCCCUGACUGUCCCCGCCUGAUGCCUUGAAUUGCCUGAAUUAGAGGAAGCUGCCUUUAGGGUGGCAGUCUUGCAGCCAGCAUAUUCCAGCCAGUUGCUUUUCUUGCUCUCCAAAGGGUGCUGAAUGCUAACGCUUUUGCUGUGCUGCGAGAAGUUGCACACCCUUCCUACCUGGCAGAUCUCACUGAAGAAGGCCUGCCACAUUAGUGUGGGAAGUUGAUUGUUAACUGAGUCACUUUGUGUCUGUAGCAGGGGAACUUCAUUCCAAGGAAGGAGUAGUUACCAUGCAUGCCUUUUUAUUGGGGUCCCUAAUUAUUGCCUUUGAGGCCUGUACAAGCUGUGACUCACCAAGCCAAACACAGCCCACCAGCCAUGUCCUGUGACCUGGUAAAGGCAUCCGUACCACCUCCAAUUUUGGAGUUCUGGGCAGAUAACACUGAUGGCUUAUAUUUAGCUUGGUGAGCUCACAAGCUGAGCAGGUCUGCCUUAGUGUUAGCAAUAUGCUUUAUAAUUGGGUGAAGUUAACAAGGCUUAUUAAGACUGCACAGCCCUACCAAACAUCAGCCAUCUUUAAAAGAAAACCUAACCACACAGUCCUCGGUGUACUUGCAAGUUUCUCUGAUUUCAGUGCAAGUUAUUUUCAUGAAAUAUGCUUAGGAUUUGAGCUUUAUUGCAGUCCUGAAAAAGUCUGGGAAUUUUUUUGAAGUAGCUGCUCUUCUGGUAAAAAUAUUGUGAGGAUUAGUAACUUGUUCCUUGAAUCUUCUUGCUUUACCAGGUGUGUCCUGGGAUCAGCAAACCAUUUAGCAGAUAUUUUACUAGUCAAUUCAGAGUCCCUAAAGGUUCCCUUUAAGAGCUGAUUAAGUACAAGAACUGUAGAAAGCUCCUACUUCAGUACUUCUGAAUGCAGAGGUUGAAUAUAAAACAGACACCCCCUGUCCAUCCUACUUCACAGUUCCUUUUGAAUUAGAACUCUUACUUUGCAAUCUUUUUACAUGUAAUUGUGUGAGAGUUCUGGAGGGGUAUUUACCUCUUUCUUGUACUUCUAUUUUACAGCCAGAGUCAUUUAUAUAAGAAGAAUGUAGGUUGGGUUUUUGUGAUUUUUAAGAAACCCAUCAGUUGGACAAAGAUGUGCUGGCACUUUAAAGUUGCAUUCUGCAAAAACAAAAGUUCCUUAGGCAAAGAUGGGAAACUGCUGCAGGCAGUUGCAGGGCUUGUGGCUGGCCUGGCAUCCAGCUCCCAGGAAUGUAUGGAGCAUGCUGUGGCUCAGCCUGCUCCCCCCACCCCCGAUUGGGGUGUGGGAGGUGGUGUCAGCACAGUGGUUUGCUUUGCUGAAUCAUAUUUUUAAUGGCUCCAAAGGCAUGACAUGUGUAUCCAAACCACAACUGGAACCUCUUGCUAACCUUAGCUAGUUUAAGUGACCUGACGUUGCCCGUUGCAUUAAUGUAACUGGUCAACAGUGAGUUUUGUAUUUCUGUGUGUUCCUUACACUCCUCUUUCUGAAUAAGUUAUAUUUUCUUAUUUAAUAUUUAUUUAAUUUAUUGUGUCCCAUGCACAGAUGUCAAGCUGUCCCUCCAGUAAAUAAAAGGUUGAAACCCA